AUGACGGGUCUUUGUGGUCACAAUGAUGGAGGUUUCAAAUCACCCGUAGCCCGUGGUUCGGGGUUCGGUUGUGUUGAAUGGGAAUUUCCUGGCGUUUUCGGGUGUACAGCCGGCGCCAGCACCAUCCUGCCCCCAGCAUGUGUGGAGGUAGGAGAGCUGUGUCCGACGCCCACUGACGGGGUGCAAGCAUGCUAUUCCGACGCCCCUUACUGCAUCACCAUGUCCCUAUCUUGGAGCGGCUACUUCUACACUCACUGGGAGUGCAAUACGCAACCGGUCAACCCAAUCCCGAUCAUGGCCACCCCAACCAUCACAGGUCCUGGUGAAGUAUCGACGCGAUACCUCGACGCAGCCCCUUGGGUACCUGGCCCAGCAUCUCCUACCGCAAGUCCGUCGGGAGGCAGCGGUGGUAGUGGACACUCCAGCAAUUGGGGCGGCUCAAAAACUAAAACCUGGGAACGUCAGAAGCAGCGGGAUCAAGGGUUCGGGCAUCACCGGGACCUGAUGGUGCGCAGGAAUGGCGACAUGAUGAGUGUGGCGGGGGAUAUUGAACGGGGGAGGGGGUGA
Messenger RNA from Fonsecaea erecta, 567 nucleotides. RefSeq lists its product as hypothetical. The record is from RefSeq and is a predicted model, not a curated record. NCBI's taxonomy places the organism in Eukaryota, Fungi, Ascomycota, Eurotiomycetes, Chaetothyriales, Herpotrichiellaceae. The transcript has 3 exons. The coding region runs from base 1 to 567 and encodes 188 amino acids.